This is a messenger RNA of Angiostrongylus costaricensis, 414 nucleotides long. Lineage: Eukaryota; Metazoa; Nematoda; Chromadorea; Rhabditida; Metastrongylidae. The record is from the annotation of a GenBank genome assembly.
AUGGACGAGUAUGAAGAGGCUGCUAAAGUCUCAGGGCCAAUGGAAGCUGCUUGGAUUACAAAGAACAAUGGUGACGAUCUGUACCUACAAAGCACGUACACUUUCACCCGAGUUCUCAAUAGAAGACUUGCUCAUGAAAGCAAGAAGGAUAAGGUACGACGUCGUAGGCCUGGCCGAGACGAGACGACACCACCCAUUCAACACCGUAUAUACAACAUAAGCAAACUGUUUCUGAGUACACGCAACAAUAAAGGAGUCGACGACGUCAUGGUUCCCUUCAACUCAAGUUUGACCAUGAACAUCGAACUAAUAACUCGAACCGGACAUUUACGAACAAAGAGAUGUGGAUCAGUACCGUCAUUGACAAUCUUCGCCGUUUACGCACCGACAUCAACUAUGACGAAGACGGACUAG